AUGUGGAACGACGUGGAACUUCUAACCAGUGACGAUACCAACACAGUGCGACUGUGUAUCGACUCUAGACAGGAGUGUGGCAGUGCACUGUAUCAAGUUGAUACUCUUGUUAAACUAUCCUCCUCUGCACAGAUGUUGUACAGCCCAAUGCUGUACGCUUCAAGCAAUUCGAACCACAGCAUUGUCGUUGCCGACAUGACCGUGGUCCUCUUUGACCAGAACUUCCAGUCUGUCCUACUGCAGCUUCAUUUCAGCACUCUGGUGGACACAGUGGGCGUGUGUCAGAACGGUCAGUUUUUACUGGUCGGGGAGAGAAACGGAAACCUUCACCUGAUCUAUGUACCACAGAAGAAGACGGUGUUUACAAGAGCUGUUCUGCAGACGCCUCAGUGCGAUAAUGAGAAGACCUUCAGGAGCCUCGUCAUGCAGGAGGACAAGGUGGCCCCAGGGUCGUACCACCUGUUCCUCAUCGUCUCAGGCGGGUUCCUUCACAUUUCCAACCUUCAGCUGGAGAAGAUUGAGAGAGCCAUUGAGAAAAUGGACAUUGGUGCCUUGAAAGAGCUACAGGCGCUCAUGAAGAUGGGCUUCUCCUCUACCACGGAGGUGCACAGCCAAUGCCUGUCCGCCGUGACUGCCGAUCUGACCAAUGAGAUCCUCCUCAUGAUCGGGGGCAGCGGGGAAAACGCUCUGACCCAGUGGAGAAUGAGCUCUGCAGAGAGAACCAUGUCUCUCAGCAGUCUCCUGGACAACAAGCUAAUUCCAGGAGUGAGAAAGGUCCAAGUGAUGGAAAACCUGAUGUAUAUUCUGGAUGAAGAGAAUGUUUUGAGCAUUUGGGAGGCCAACUUCUUGGUAAUGGUGUCGUACUGGUCUCAUCUCUCCGUCUACGACUUCCUGCUCACCACCGAGGGGGAGACUGCGUCUGCUAGCAUGCAAGAAGACGCCAGUCUGAAGCUCAUUGCUCUGACGAUGCUGAACAGUAGUCAGAUGCGGAGUCUCCUGGUGUACUCUGUCUCCUCCAUGACGGUGCUGUAUUCCCUGGAGGUCUCCGCCGCCUCCUGCCUGGUUCAGACGGGCAUCAGCAUGGACACCAUUUAUUUGCUGGAAGGAAUUUCGGAAAGUCCAGACAGUUCUGACGGUCUGGUGUCUGCCAUUGUUUUGAGAUGUUUCACAGAAGCUCUGCCAGAAAACAGGCUCAGCCGCCUGCUCCACAAACACAAAUUUAAAGAAGCGGAAACGUUCGCCAAACAGUUUGGGCUUGACGUUGAGCUGGUGCACAAGGUGAAGCUGGACUUCUUGUUGGAGAAGCUGGCCGCCGCCUCCGUGGGGGGGUGUGGGGAAGCGAUCUGGUCUGAGGUGGUGGAGGACGCCAAGACUAACCUGGUCAAGAUCAUGGACGAGCAGUUUGUGGUGCGGUACUGCAUGCAGGCCCCGUGGCCCACCUUCAGCAUCGCGGAGGAGAUGCUGAACCACGCCGCCUCCCGCUACCCCUCCUCCCAGAUCCAGGAGGCGCUGUCCAAACUCGCCACCUUCUGCGGGCUCAACGGGCCCCACAGGUUCAGUGGAGCCUCCUGGAUUAAGUUCCUGAACAGUGGCGACUACAUGGCGGACAUCCUCUCACACCUGAGGCAGGGAGAUCUCAAAGGGGCUCAACACCUGUGGCUCCGACACGAGUGGGAGUUUGUGGAGCGAUUUGAUGAGAGAGUUUUAGACUCCCUGCUCUCCUCAAUCCCUGAGAACGUUUCGUCCAAAGACCUCUGUCUGUGGUUCAAAAGCGUCAUCGUUCCCUUUGUCAGGAGGACGAUACCCAAGGGACAGAAAGCCUUGGCACGGUGGUUGGAGCAGAGGGCAAGGAAUCUGCAGCUGACAGAAAAGGGCGAUUGGCCCCAGAAUGGCCUGGAAUUGGCUGAGUUGGGUUUGCCCUCCUUCUGGCUCUGGAUGCCUCUGGAGGACUUCGGGGCUGAAGAGGUGGAGCAGCUCAGAGCUCUGGUGGCCAGUCUGCGGCAGCUGCUCGACCUGUACAGGAAAUACAACUACAGGCUGUCCCUGUCCGACUUUGAGAAGGGGAACACCAGGAGCAUCGCCCUGCUGAUGCUGGAUAAGGUUCUGGCCCCGGAGCUCAUUCCCUCGGUGAUAGACAGCAGCGUCCGGCCCUACGCCCUGGCCCACCAGCUCUCCCUGGAUGACCUGCUCCUGCAGUACAUCAAGGACCUGCUGGAUCGCUGCAGCUCCCAGACCACCUCUCUGUUCACAGAGUGGGAAGGCAAAGCCGUGGCAGUGCUGGGCUGCAUGUCUGACCCCGAUCUGGUGGUGGACGCCGUGCUGGAGAUCAUGUAUAAAGCCGUGGUGCCCUGGAGCCAAGUGGUGGAGCAGUUGGUACAGCAGCACCUGGAGAAGGAGCACCCAAAGCAGGAGCUGCUGAGAGAGAGCUACCGCCUCAUGGAGAUGAAGAAGCUUCUGAGGGGCUACGGGAUCCGCAACUACAAUCUGUCCAACAACUGCCAGAUCAUGACCCUGGUGAGGUACAUCCUGAAACAGAGCCUGCCAUCCUCCCUGGAGGAUGCCCUGAAGCUGGCCCAGGCCUACAGGCUCCCCUCGGCCCAGAUCCACUUCCUCUACUUCAUCCAGCUGCUGGGGCAGGCCAAGAGGGAAGCGGGUGUGAUUCUCCUGAAGCAGCUGUCUCUCGGGGAGGCUGAGCUGGUGAUCGAGAAGCUGGCCACGUGGGCUCGGCUGGAGCUGCAGGACAAGGCUCAUGUCUCCGAGGAGCAUAAGCAGCACCAGAUGCUGGUGGCUCAGGUGAUGGUGGAGGUGAUGAAAUUCCUGCAGAGGAUCCAGAAAGAUGAUGCUUUUAAAAGCCUGGAGUGUGAAAACAACCUGAAGAUGUUUGAGGCGAUCGCUCACCUGCAGGAGGACUUCGACAUCUUCCUGACGCCCGAGGACUACGCGGACGCCACCCUGCGGGCGCAGUUCCAGGAGCAGCACAUCACGGCGUACGAGAACACGCGCGCGCGGGGCGGCGCUCCGGGCCCGCCCAGUGCCGCCGCCGCCCCGGUGGUGGCCAACGACGCCGACGGCAAGAUCAAGACCAUCUCCACCGAGGCCGGCCUCCACCGCCUGGCCCGCCAGCUCCAGCGCACUGAGCAGCAGCUGUGGGCCGACCUGGCACUCCGAGCCCUGGGGGUGGGCAAGGUGGAGAAGGCCCUGAAGAUCUGCAGCGAGCUGUACCAGCACCACUGCAACACCAGCACGGGCCGGGUCUUCUUCCACGCCGCUCAGAAGCUGUGCCAGAUGCUGGAGGAGAACGUGCCCAUGAUCGUCCCUGAGGGCCUGAACCUGCCCGCUGUCAUCCACCAGCUGGCCUGCCAGGCCGUCACCGUCUGCCACCCAGACCUGCUGCUGGACUGUGUGGAGCUGUGUAAGAGUACCCGUGCUGCUGUGGACGUGUACAGGCAGUGCCAGAUCGAUGACUACGGCUUCACUGCGAAGGAUUCCUCCCUGGAUGCGGAGCGCGAUCCGUACACCGAGUGGAGUUUCCAGGACGUCUUUAGCGAAGACGGCAUUGUCCUGGAUCCCGUGUCCGUCCUUCCCGUGCAGUAUGAGAUCACCACCACCUUGCUGCCCUCGUCCUCAGAUUCUAAGCUGUACCCUCUGGACUGCUCCUGUCUGUCCAACUGCUCUUAUGUGGAAGGGGCAGACCUCCUGAAGCCCCUGCUGGGCCCUGUAUCAGUGAUGCUACAGAGUCUGCAGGAGUGCAGUCAGCUCCAGCUGGCCCUCCGCCUGCUCCUGAGCUCCUUCAGCAGUGCCCUGCAGCACGUCACCUCCAACAACAUGGAGCUAGCGCUUAGCUCUCAGCUCCAUGACAGCCAUCGGCUGCUGCGGGACAGAGAGCGGCUGAGCGAAACGGGCAAAUCCACCCUGGACUCCAUCAGGGCCGUCGCCAUCGCGCUCCUGCACAAGGUGCUGAAUUGGAGGGUGGUAGAUUGUGAUCUGGCCAUUGGAUACUGCACUCUUCUCCCCAAGAAAGACGUGCUUGAAAUACUGUGGAAGGUCAUCAACAACACCUGGCAAAACUAUGAAAAGAUCUUGGCUGUGGCCAUGGUCGGGGCCAAUCUCUGCUCUCUGUACAAAGAGGACCAGCAGCGGCAGAAGUUCCGGUCCUUGAUGACAGACGCGGAGUGGGGAAUCAAACUCGGGAAACUGGGGAUCUCCAUCCAGGCGGUGUUCAGGCAGUGUCGGGAGCUGAAGCGGAACCUGAUCCCCACGCUGGUGAAGAACAGGAACAUGACCGCGGAGCUCCUCCUCCAGUACUGCAGCACCUACCAGCUGGACGGAGACGCUGCGCUGAACCUGUACAUCACCACCCUGCUCCUGCAGCAGGAGGUGGAGGAGGACCUGGGUGGGGAUGACACCGGGAUGGGCGAUACCGGCGUCGGCCAGGGGGAGGCGCUAGGCCACGAGGACGCCCUGGAGCGAGCCCUGCACAUCAUCCCUCGCCUGCACAGCACCAGCGAGCUGGUCAUCGGCCUCAGCGCUGCUAUACUCAAGCUCAGCCCGUAUAAUUACGAGAGGAUUGAAGCCGUUCUCAAAAUCAUACAGACUGCUGAUGAGAAGAUAACCAGUCUCCCGCUGGAACAGGCAGUGGGGCUGCUGCAGCACCUGAAGUCGUACAGGCGUAUCUCCCCCCCGGGGGAGCUGGAGAGCUGCUACCUGCUGGAGAACGCCCUGGAGCCCUCUCCCCUGGCCCAGGGCCGGCUGCCCUUCCACCUGCUGCUGCAGACCAGCCGCUACUUCUGGAAGAUCAUCUCCCCAGAACUCAGUGAGGAAACCUUUCCUACUCUGCUGCUUAUAAGCAAACUGAUGAAGGUGAGCCUGGAUAAGCUGUACAUGACGGCGGUGUACCACGUGUUUGAGAAGAGCCUGAAGCCCCUGCUGCUGGAGCAGGCCAAGAGGGCGCAAGGCCACGCGCCCAGCAGAGAGGCCGCCAGGACGGCCAAAACCAUCAUGGACUACGUCCUCUGCAUCAAGAACCCAGAGUGGGCCGCCGCCAGCGCACACAAAAUCGCCCAGGAGCUCCCGGCAGGUGUGGAGAAGACCAGGUCCCUGAAGUUCUGCUUAGCUCUCGGGGACAAAUGGCUGAAAUUCCCCAACCUGGAGGAGGAGUCUCGGGGGAAGGCGGAGAUCUUCAUGGAGAAGCUGAAGCUGCAGUACCAGCGCUCGGCCACGGAGAACACCCUGCGGUCCGGCUGCCUCGGCUCCCCGGAGCUCCAGAAGCUGACGGGCCUGCCCGCGCGGCUCAUCGUGGCCCUGUGCGAGCACGGCAGCGUGGAGCAGCGGAUGCGCGGCCCCCUGGGCCAGGCCCACCCCGACAUCCACGCCGUGGUGAAGGAGAUCGCGGGGAUAAACAAUGUGGAUCUGUGCAAGGUGCGCGACAUGCUCCUGGAGAAGUGGCUUUGCAAAACGGGGCAGUCUGCAGUCAAGGAAAUGAACUUCCAGGACUCCGUCACUGACAUCAGAGAGGACCCUGACCUCAUGAGGGUGGUGUACCUGCUGCAGAUGUACCCCAUGGACUUCAGUUCUCGGCUGCUCAACACCAUCCUGACUGCUGAACAGUGGCCCCUCAGCCGGUCGGGUCCUCGUCUCACGUUUUCCCACCGGAGCCGUGUGCUGCUGUGCCUGGUGCACAUCGCCGACCCCCCCACGCUGGAGACCCUGCUGCACAUCGACCGCACCAAAGUCCAGUAUCACCUGAAGUGCCACAUCUACCUGUCGCAGCUGGAGGCCCUGAACAUCCCCUACACUGUGGAGUCUUUCCUGAGCAGCCCCAAAGAGGGCAUGAUCAAGGGCCUGUGGAAGAACCACAGCCACGAGCCCCAGGCGGUGCGUUUGGUGGCUGAUCUGAGCCUGGAAUACCAGGUGUUCGACCCACAGCUGUGGAACGGGGUUCUGCAGAAACUAAUGGGCUUCAACAUGAUCAGCUACCUGCAAAAAGUGCUGGAGGUCCUGGCAGCUGUACCGUCCGUCUGGCAGGUGUCCAACUUCCCCCGCACCUGGAGGAGUGUUAUUCUUGCCCCGUUCAUGUCAGUGUCUCUUCCCCUGAAUUCGGAACAGAUCACCACCCUGUACAAGACGUUCCUCCUGCUUCUGAAGUGUCCCUUCCUGCUGAACCUGGACCUGAUCGGAAUCGCCAAACGAUUCGCCCAGGCCGUGCUCCCCGCUUUCUCCCUGGGAUCCCUCCUGCUCAUCCCCUGCUCCCUGAAGAAGCAGGAGCAGAUUCAGCGUUUCCUCUGCUCCUGUAACCCCCUGACGGUUCUGGAGCAGGUGGAGGAGCACAUGAGCACAGGAGAGCUGGCUGGAGUACCCAGACAGAUCAGGGAGACGGUGCUGACCUUUGUCUGCCAGAACGGUCACUACGACAAGCUGGUGAAGACCCAGCUCUUCCCCCUCCUCAAGGAGCAUGUCACGUCCAGUGGCCAGCACCACAAAGUGAGAGACCUGGUGGACUACCUGCUCAGCAGGAACAGUGAGGAGGAAGCCACUUCGAUCGCCAGGGAAUUUCUGAGACUCAAGGAACUGAAGGGAGGAAAACCUGUUUCCCGCAACUGUGCUACACCUGAGGGUCUGAAGGAGUUUCUGAGGAAAGAAAAUGGAUUUUCGGGAUAGAUAUGUUGCAUCUCUCCGUUCUGACUUCACUUGCCCAAUGCUGGCAAUAAUUGUUUCACCUGUUUGUAUCUGUAAUAUUUCUAAACUGUUUUCUAUAAAUAAAACACUUUAAAUAAAAAAUAAAGAAAAAAAAUGAAACAUGAGAGAAGAGCAUGAACAUG
Molecule: messenger RNA, 6818 nt
Organism: Conger conger (European conger)
Lineage: Eukaryota; Metazoa; Chordata; Actinopteri; Anguilliformes; Congridae
Gene: kntc1
Product: kinetochore associated 1
Exons: 61
Coding region: 1-6657 (2218 amino acids)
Biological process (GO): mitotic spindle assembly checkpoint signaling; protein localization to kinetochore involved in kinetochore assembly; mitotic sister chromatid segregation
Cellular component (GO): RZZ complex; kinetochore microtubule; cytoplasm
Molecular function (GO): small GTPase binding
Source: RefSeq, a predicted model, not a curated record